AUGGCUAAGUUAGGAGACGAGGUUGAAGCCAACCCCGAAUUGUACGGGCUCCGGCGGUCGGGCCGCGAGCGCAAGGUGAUGAGUCUUGCCGAGGAUCUGGACGAUGAGAUCGACACGGUGAAGAGACGCUCCCGUGUUGCUCACGACGAAUACGACGACGACAUCUUAGACGACGAGUCGGAGGAAAAUGACGAUGAUGAUGAUGAUGCAGAGUUUGUAACUGGCCCCCGUAAAAGACCGGCUUCGUCGAGUCGACUGAGCACAAAGAGAACACGCGCUGUCCGUAGUGGUCUGCUGACCCCUCGUGCUCCGCUGAUACCCGCUGAGGUGCGGUUUUCCACCAGAAACAAUGGCUCGGUCAACUAUGCCGUUGAUGAGGAAGACGAAAACGAGUUCUUGGAGAGCGAGGACGAAGACGAGGACGACGAGAAGGGCGACUAUUACUACUAUGAACAGGCGUUGGCUGAGGAGAACGCUCCAGGUAUUGACGCGGUUCUCGACCACAAACUCAACGAGGAUAAUGCCGAGGUCACCAACGAGCCCAAGUUGGACUAUCUCUUCAAAAUCAAGUGGAGCAACAAGUCUCACUUGCACAAUUCGUGGGAGACGUAUAGCUCGCUCAAAGAUGUCAAGGGCUUCCGUAGAGUCGAUAACUAUAUCAAGCUGUUUAUUCUUUUGGACCAAGAGUUGAGAAAUGAUCCGUUGGUCACGAAGGAGGACAUCGAGGCCAUGGAUAUUGAGCGCGAGCGCAAAAGAGACGAACAGGAGGAGUUCACCCAUGUGGAGAGAAUCGUUGACAGUGACAGAGUCGAGCUUGACGAUGGCACGUCGCAGUUGCAAUACUACGUCAAAUGGAAGAGAUUGUACUAUGACGAAUGUCUGUGGGAGAAUGCUGAGGUGAUUGCCGAGUCUGCUCCCGAACAAGUCAAAAAGUUUCAACAGAGAUUGCUGUCCAAGAUUCUUCCCAGCUUGUCUGCCAACUAUCCUGUUAAUCAAAGACCUCGUUUCGAGAAGUUGAGCAAGCAGCCACUUUUUAUCAAGAAUGGAGAAUUGAGAGAUUUCCAAUUAACAGGUUUGAACUGGAUGGCCUUUUUGUGGUCCCGUAACGAGAAUGGUAUCUUGGCAGAUGAGAUGGGUUUGGGUAAGACAGUCCAGACAGUGGCGUUCUUGUCAUGGCUCAUCUACGCUCGUCGUCAAAACGGUCCCCAUUUGGUAGUUGUGCCAUUGAGUACAUUACCUGCUUGGCAAGAAACCUUUGAGAAGUGGGCACCAGAUAUCAACUGUAUCUACUAUGUCGGUAACACCGAGGCCAGAAAGAACAUCCGGGAGUAUGAAUUCUAUUCUGGAAACACCAGCAAGCCAAAGUUCAACAUUCUUCUCACGACUUAUGAGUAUAUUUUGAAGGACAGAAAUGAGCUAGGGGCUUUCAAAUGGCAGUUCCUCGCUGUUGACGAAGCCCACAGAUUGAAGAAUGCUGAAUCUUCCUUGUACGAAUCCCUCAAGCUGUUCAAAGUUGCCAAUAGAUUACUCAUCACUGGUACCCCCUUGCAGAAUAACAUCAAGGAGUUGGCUGCAUUGUGCGACUUCCUUAUGCCCGGAAAGUUUAAUAUUUAUCAAGAGAUUGACUUUGAAACUCCUAAUGACGACCAAGAAGACUACAUCAAGGGCUUACAACUGAGUAUCAAACCGUUCAUUCUCAGAAGACUUAAAAAAGAUGUUGAGAAAUCCCUUCCUUCUAAAACAGAAAGAAUUUUGAGAGUGGAGUUAUCUGAUCUACAAACAGAGUACUACAGAAACAUUAUCACAAAGAAUUACACGGCUUUGAAUGCUGGUGCCAAAGGUUCUCAAGUUUCUCUCCUCAAUGUCAUGAGUGAGCUCAAGAAGGCCUCCAACCAUCCUUAUCUUUUUGAUGGUGCUGAGGAGAAAGUAUUGUCAAAGGCAGGUUCAGCAUCGAGAGACAACAUCUUGAGAGGACUUGUGAUGUCUUCGGGUAAGAUGGUUCUUUUGGAACAGCUCUUGAACCGGUUGAAAAAGGAGGGCCAUCGUGUCUUGAUCUUCUCGCAAAUGGUCAGAAUCUUGGACAUCUUAGCCGACUACCUCGCUAUCAAGGGAUUUCAGUUCCAAAGAUUAGAUGGUGGAAUCCCCUCUGCUCAAAGAAAAAUUUCGAUUGAUCAUUUCAAUGCUCCUGACUCAAAAGAUUUCGCGUUUUUGCUUUCUACUAGAGCUGGUGGAUUGGGUAUCAACUUGAUGACUGCCGACACCGUCAUUAUCUUCGACUCUGAUUGGAAUCCUCAGGCUGAUCUUCAAGCCAUGGCUCGUGCCCACAGAAUUGGUCAGAAGAAGCACGUUUCGGUCUACCGUUUCGUUUCUAAGGACACUGUGGAGGAGGAGAUUUUGGAGAGAGCUAGAAAAAAGAUGAUUCUUGAGUACGCCAUUAUUUCCCUUGGAAUGACGGAUCCUAGUGGUAACAAGAAGAACAAGAAUGAGCCCUCCUCGACAGAAUUGUCACAGAUCUUGAAAUUCGGUGCGGCUAAUAUGUUCGCACCCAAUGAGAACCAAAAGAAAUUGGAAGAUUUGAAUUUGGAUGAUGUUUUGAGCCGUGCUGAAGAUCAUGUUACUACACCGGAGCUUGGAGAGUCCAACUUGGGUUCAGAGGAGUUCUUGAAGCAGUUUGAGGUCACCGAUUAUAAGGCAGACGUUCAAUGGGAUGAUAUCAUUCCACAAGAAGAGUUGCUGAAAUUGAAGGAAAAAGAAAAGAAGAAGGCCGAGGAGGAGUAUUUGAAUGAGCAAAUUGCCAUCUACUCUCGUAGAAGAGCCGCUAUGAAUCAGCUCCAAGACAACACGCCCGACACUUCUGGUAUUGAUGAUGACGACGAUGAGGAAGGUGGCAGAAGACGUGCACACAAAAAGAAGGUUGAGGUGCCAGACGAGCUUUCUGAGAAGGAAAUUAGAGGCAUCUACAGAUCUAUUCUCAAGCUCGGUGAUUUGUCAGGCAAGUGGAACCAACUUGUGGAAGAUGGAAGUAUUUCCAACAAAAAUCCUGUUUUGAUCAAGCACGCUUACAACGAGAUUAUCAACACAUCCAAGAGAUUGGUUAAAGAAGAGGAAGCCCGCAGAGCAGAGGUUUUGGCAGAUUUGGAGCAAAAGGCCAAGGAUCUGAAAGCCUCUGGCAAUGAAAAGGAUGGAACUGCCUUGUGGAUAGCCAAGAAAAAAGAAAAGAAGGCUGUUUUGUUCGAAUAUCAGGGUGUCAAGCAUUUGAAUGCCGAAUUAAUUUUGUCGAGACCACCAGAUAUGAAGCUUCUUCUGUCAUUGAUUCCAGAGGACAAACCAACAUCCUUUGUGCUACACAAGAACCCUAAGCUGGUCCAGAACUGGAACUGCGAUUGGAGUGUCAAGGAUGAUGCCAUGUUGUUGGUGGGUGUGUACUUGUUUGGAUAUGGUUCUUGGACUCAAAUUAGAGACCAUCCUGUUCUCGGGUUGCAGAACAAAAUCUUCUUGGAGACAGCCAGCAAGGCCGAUAAAAAGGGCGAUGACGGCAAUGGAAAGGAUUCCAAGGCCAACAACAAAAAAGUUCCCGGUGCUGUUCAUUUGGGUAGAAGAGUUGAUUACUUGUUUUUACUUUUGAGAGGAGAUGAAGAGAGUAACGGCUCGGCGCCUGUGGCUAGAAAGAGGGUUAAGAAGGCUAAAGCAGAGCCCGCCGCGGUGACCAAGGUCAAGAAGGAGGGAAAGAACGCUAGAUCAUCGACCCCAGAGCCUAAGAAAACAAAUGGUAAAAGAAAUGGAGCUGCUACCCACACUCCAUCAUCUGAGACAACCAAAGUCAAGAGCGAAGAUGCUGCUGCCGAUGGUGAUGAGGAAGACUUUUUGGAGUACGAGUCGAUGGACGAGGCGGAAUGCAAGCUGACAUUGAAGCCUGUAGCCAAGUCGUUGAUGAAGUUGCACAAGGGAAACAAGGGACUUGGUAAGCACGAGUGGGCAGUUCUUCUACGAAAGGAACUAGUCUCGAUUGGAGACUUCAUUGCUAGUGUCAGUAAGGCUGGAGAUCGUACGCAUAAGCAUUUGUGGUCUUAUGCUAGUCUCUACUGGCCCGCCAAGGUGCAGAGUUCCAAGAUCACUACCAUGUACAAUAGAAUCAAAUCUCAGGGAGACAAGAAGGCAGAAUAG
Messenger RNA from Australozyma saopauloensis, 4164 nucleotides. Its product is annotated as chromatin-remodeling ATPase. Gene Ontology annotation, biological process: regulation of transcription by RNA polymerase II; nucleosome organization. Gene Ontology annotation, cellular component: nucleus; chromatin. NCBI's taxonomy places the organism in Eukaryota, Fungi, Ascomycota, Pichiomycetes, Serinales, Metschnikowiaceae. The record is from RefSeq and is a predicted model, not a curated record. Gene Ontology annotation, molecular function: histone binding; ATP hydrolysis activity; DNA binding. The transcript has a single exon. The coding region runs from base 1 to 4164 and encodes 1387 amino acids.